This is a messenger RNA of Penicillium brevicompactum, 1068 nucleotides long. RefSeq names its product TOM complex pore protein TOM40 (gene tom40). The record is from RefSeq and is a predicted model, not a curated record. Gene Ontology annotation, biological process: protein import into mitochondrial matrix. Gene Ontology annotation, cellular component: mitochondrial outer membrane translocase complex; mitochondrial outer membrane. The transcript has 2 exons. Gene Ontology annotation, molecular function: transmembrane protein transporter activity. The coding region runs from base 1 to 1068 and encodes 355 amino acids. NCBI's taxonomy places the organism in Eukaryota, Fungi, Ascomycota, Eurotiomycetes, Eurotiales, Aspergillaceae.
AUGUCCGACUACUUAUCAUCUCUCUCCUUUGUCACCGACAACCCCGCCGCCGCGGCUCUCAGCGAUGCAUACAACUCGUUCUCCGACCGAAGGGCGAUGCUUGGUCUGCCCAACCCUGGCACUGUCGAUAACCUCGCCAGGGAAGUGCAAAAGGAUGUCCUGUUGACCAACUUCAUGUUCUCCGGCCUGCGUGCCGACCUGACCAAGGUCUUCGGCAUGUCUCCUCUGUUCCGUGUCUCCCACGCCUUCUCCAUGGGCUCGACCGGUAACCUGCCCCCAUACGCUUUCUCCGCCAUGUACGGAAGCCCCAAGGUCUUCAUGCAAGGUAACUACGGAAGCGACGGUGCGCUCGCCGCUGUCGGUAACUACCGCUGGAACCAGGCCCUCGUCACCAAGACCAAUGCUCAGAUCAUGGCCGGCGGCGCCCAGGGAUUGAUUCAGAUCGAUAACGACUACACCGGUUCCGAUUUCUCUGCCUCCCUCAAGGCCUUCAACCCCUCUUGCUUGGAGGGUGGUCUCACCGGUAUCUUCGUCGGCAGCUACCUGCAGUCCAUCACUCCCGCUCUGGCCCUUGGUUUCGAGGCCAUCUGGCAGCGCCAGGGCAUCACUGCCCGCCCCGAGACUGCUCUCUCUUACUCCGCCAAGUACAAGGGUGACGACUGGAUUGGUACUGCUCAGCUCCAGGCCCAGGGCACCUUCAACGCCACUUACUGGCGCAAGCUUUCCGAGCGCGUCGAGGCCGGUGUUGACAUGAACCUCCAACUCUCUCCCUCCCCCGCCGCUCUCAUGAUGGGUGGCCCCGCCCGUGACGGUACCACUGCCAUCGGUGCCAAGUACGACUUCCGCGCCUCUUCCUUCCGUGCCCAGGUCGACAGCACCGGUAAGGUCAGCUGUCUCCUUGAGAAGCGCAUUGCCAUGCCCAUCUCCCUCUCCUUCGCCGGUGAGAUUGACCAGGCUAAGCAAACCGCCAAGCUCGGUCUUGCGGUCUCCCUGGAGCUCGCUGGUGAAGACCUGAUGGAGCAGCAGGAGAAGAUGGACCCUGCCGCCAUGAUCCCUCCUCCCUUCUAA